AUGGCCUCCAAGGGAAGCAUCUCGCCAAAGCCAAAUGAUAUCGAUACGCACUCGCUGGUUUUGCAGGAGUUGGAACCUUCACCAGUACAGGACGAGUUCCCCGACCUUGAAGCUGGCGAGUACAUUCCUAAAGCUCAAGACCUGCCUUCCAAACUCUCCGCACUUCAGAAAUACUCGACAUACCCCCCAACUUUGUUUUUUGCGCUGCAUUUCGCCAACACCUCUCUUUUCCCUCUAGCGACUCGAUCAGUUCCAGACAGUGAAACGUAUCUGCUUCUCACAAGACCUAUCUACCAGUCUCCGGGGCUGGAGCAUGUAAUCCUAACUGUCCCCCUCCUUGUCCAUAUCGCAUCUGGCAUUGUUCUCCGGAGUAUCCGUUCUACUCGUCGGGCACGACUAUACGGGGCGGAGACUAGGUCUCAGAGAUCCUCAUUGACUUUCUGGCCGCGAAUGAGCUGGCAAGCGCGCCUAGGAUAUUCUCUUGUUCCGCUUCUUGGUACUCAUGUCCUUGUCAACCGUGCGACGCCGUUGAUUGUUGAUGGAGGGAGCUCAGGAGUCGGUCUGGGUUAUGUGGCUCAUGGGAUUGCGCGCAGCCCUGUAUUUUGGAAUAUAUAUUAUGUUUUCUUUGUCGCUGUCGGGACGUGGCAUGUCAUUGGAGGAUGGGCUGCUUGGAUGGGUUGGAGAGUUACCACGGCUCGGAGGGAGCGAGGCAAUAAGAAAGAUCACAUUGAAGGUUACCUGGGCUUUAUUCUCUUGGACACUCAUCAUAUCUCAACACUUCGGUCGGCUUUUCACUCGAUACGCACUGAUGUUCUGACCUUUUCUCGGUGUAAGAACCCUCAGCCUUCUUCCGGCGGUUUAUCCUCUGUACAGUAUUGUUUUGCACGGUCUUCAAUCAUGGAGACAAUACCAGCGCAUGGUGUCUCUGAUCAACUCGUUCAGUAUGAGGGUAAGGAAUACCAUGCGGUGAAGGAAGGGAAUGCGUUCAUUUUGAACCCACCUUCCCAGGCUGCAGCCGCCAAAGGAACACGAAGAGACCUUAAGGCGAAGGAUGAGGCCCAGUCGGUAUUCUACAAUCCUAUCCAACAGUUCAAUCGAGAUCUGAGUGUGCUCGCCAUCAAAGCAUAUGGGGAACACGUAUUGGCUUUGAAGAAGCAGAGAGCCCAAAAGAAACAGAAAAGGGGCGCGGUAGCUGAAAAGGCAAAGGGCAAAAAACGAAAGAGAGAGGAUGGCGACGAAGAAGAAGAACCAAAUGGUAAGGGAAGCAAUCCCGACUGCCAAGCACGAAAUGGUGAUCAGCCGGUCUCAGGAUCGCUGCCGGAACAAAACACUACGCCUUCAUUUACAAUUCUUGACGCUCUGUCUGCCACUGGUUUGCGUGCAUUACGCUAUGCAUCAGAGAUUCCGUUUGUCACUUGUGUUGUUGCAAAUGAUCUAUCGCCCUCCGCUAUCCAAUCGAUGAAGUUGAACAUUGAAUACAACGGACUCGAAAAGCUCAUUCAACCUAACACCGGCGACGCGCGAACUUAUAUGUACAGUACUCUUCACCCAGCUAGUACCCAGAGUAGUGGACAACACACUGGGAAGUUUGACGUCAUUGAUUUGGAUCCCUACGGGACGGCUGCACCGUUCAUGGACUCCGCUGUACAGGCCGUGAAGGACGGGGGUUUGCUGUGUGUGACCUGUACCGAUGCCGGUGUUUGGGCAUCGAACGGAUACCCCGAGAAAUCAUUUGCAUUGUAUGGCGGUGUGUCUAUGAAAGGUACACACUGCCACGAAGGUGGACUACGUCUAAUCCUUCAUUCCCUCGCAGCGUCAGCUGCAAAAUACGGGCUGGCUAUCGAGCCACUCUUAUCUUUGUCAAUCGAUUUUUACGGCCGAGUCUUUGUCCGUGUUCACCGAUCACCAGCUGAAGUUAAGUUUGUUUCAGGCAAUACAAUGAUUGUCUACAACUGUGAUUCGGGCUGUGGAGCUUGGCUAGAUAAAAAAGGAAAUCCUUUCUACCAUUACGGAUUUGCCCAGGGACCAGUGGCAAACACGACCUGCGGCCCCAUGUGGGCGGGUCCACUUCAUAAUCCUCACUUUAUACAAAAGAUCCUUGAUAUGCUUCCUACGACAGAUAGGAGCAUAUACCAAACGGUGGACAGGCUCGAAGGCAUGCUGACCACAGCGCUUGAGGAGGAUUUGAGCCUCUCGGAUUCUUCACGGAGUGGCAGCCCUGAAUCUACCUUGCCCGGGACCAAAGCUGUUGCGCCAAGUGGAGAUUCUGCUAUCAUUCCGCGGAUUGAUCCGGCUCUUAGAGAACCAUAUCCAUUCUAUUUUAGCUUGAGCGCUCUCUCGAAAGUCCUUCAUACAUCCACUAUUUCCGCUGACGCUUUCCGCGGAGCCGUGCGGCACUUGGGUUAUAAGUGCACUCGUAGUCACACCAAGCCCAAUACUAUCCGCACCGAUGCACCUUGGGAUGUAAUCUGGGAGAUCAUGAGGGAGUGGGUGAGGCAGAAGUCCCCAAUCAAAGAGAAAGCUCUUAAGCCUGGUACUGCCGGCGCUGCUAUUAUGGCGAAAAGCCGGGAAAAUCUUCAGCAGCUGGAGGAAGGUGACCGACAGUUAGAUUCGCUGAAGAAAGAGAUCUUGUCUGCUGCUGAGAAUGGCAAGGAUAUCUCCGACGUAGUGACAAAAGUCGAAGCCGCGCUGUACCGUUCCGGCUUCCGGCAGGCCUUGGGCCAAAGCGAAUCAAAUGUUCAAGCGAACUCGCAGAACUCAAACCCAGCCCUUGGGACAUCUACCUCGAAAUGUCACCCUAGCACACUGAAUGUGGUUUUCGAUGAAUCUCUAGGUAGAGAGGUGGCCAACAAACGACUUGUCAGGUAUCAACUCAACCCUCGGGCUAAUUGGGGUCCACUGAGUCGAGCGUCGGGGCGUGGAUAG
Molecule: messenger RNA, 2925 nt
Organism: Aspergillus alliaceus
Lineage: Eukaryota; Fungi; Ascomycota; Eurotiomycetes; Eurotiales; Aspergillaceae
Product: S-adenosyl-L-methionine-dependent methyltransferase
Exons: 5
Coding region: 1-2925 (974 amino acids)
Biological process (GO): tRNA N2-guanine methylation
Cellular component (GO): membrane; nucleus
Molecular function (GO): RNA binding
Source: RefSeq, a predicted model, not a curated record